This is a messenger RNA of Syngnathoides biaculeatus (alligator pipefish), 2048 nucleotides long. Its product is annotated as FERM domain-containing protein 7. The record is from RefSeq and is a predicted model, not a curated record. NCBI's taxonomy places the organism in Eukaryota, Metazoa, Chordata, Actinopteri, Syngnathiformes, Syngnathidae. Gene Ontology annotation, cellular component: cytoskeleton. Gene Ontology annotation, molecular function: guanyl-nucleotide exchange factor activity.
UCAUAUUUUUUAUAGUCAAGAUUUGAAGUGCCUAAUUUCAAAUGAAGUGUUUAAAUCUCACUCUGAAUGCUGUCGCUUUUUUUUUUUUUUUUUUUUUUUAAAUGCCGUACCAUACUGUACAUCCUCAAACUAUUUUUAUUGAAUGAGCAUUUUAGCAUCAUGUGCCCCCUCCCCCUCCCGUUCACGACGCGCCAGCAAAACAUUUCGGGCUGCGACUUCUUCAACAAAGUGUGCAGUCACCUGAAGCUGCUGGAGAAGGAAUACUUUGGCCUGGAGUACCGACACCACGGCGGCAACUACGUGUGGCUGGAGCUGCUCAAACCGCUGGCAAAGCAGAUCAAAUACGCCAACGAUCAGUUCUUCAGGUUCACAGUGAAGUUCUUCCCUCCCGACCCGGGACAACUCAAGCGGGGGCUGACUCGGUACCUUUUUGCUUUGCAGAUCAAGCGGGACCUGGCCAGCGGGAGUCUCACCUGUAGUGACAACAGCGCCGCCCUGCUGGUCUCACACAUAUUGCAGUCAGAGCUCGGGGACUACGACGAGGAGCUGGACUGUCGGCUCCUGGGGGUGAAGCGGUACGUCCCCAACCAGGAGUACCUGGACCAAAAGAUCCUCCGCUUCCACAAGAAACACAGAGGUUUGUCCCCGGCCGAGUCGGACGUCCACCUGCUGGAGUUGGCCAGGAAGAUGGACAUGUACGGCAUCAGGCCGCAGUCGGCCAGCGACGGCGAGGGCGCACGCAUCAGUCUGGCCGUCACGCACUGCGGCGUGCUGGUCUUUCAGGUAUGUUCUCGUCGUUUCACGGGAACUUUUCCCACUCCACGCUGGUCAGACAGAUUUUGUUUUGCUCAGGGAAACACCAAGAUCAACGUGUUCAGCUGGGCCAAGAUUCGCAAACUGAGCUUCAAACGCAAACAUUUCCUCAUCAAGUUGCACGACACCGUUGGGCCGACCCGAAAGGACACGCUGGAGUUCCGCAUGGCGACUCGGGAUGUGUGCAAGGCGUUCUGGAAGGCUUGCGUGGAGUGCCACGCCUUCUUCCGGCUCGCCGAAGAGCCCAAGGCGGCGCACAAGAAGAUGGCGCUGUCGUCCAAAGGCUCCAGCUUCAGAUACAGCGGGCGCACGCAGAAGCAGCUGCUGGAAUGUUUGGGAUCGAGCGAGAAGAAGCCUCCGCACUUGGACAGCGCUUCUCGGCAGUCGGACUUUGACUCCCGGCAGUGCCGAUCUUCUCCCGAUCUCCUCAAUGAUGUCGCCAGUCAAGUACGUCAAAAAAUGUCACAUAAUCAAUCAUAUUCAGCGCGUGCGUAUUCUUGUGAUGACGUGUACUUACCCAGCAGCGGGAGGGCGCCUCCUCUCGGUCCGCUCGUGCCUCGGCGCUCCGGAGCCCGGAGCGGGCCCGGCCGUACGGCACCCCGAGGUGUCGCGGCCUGGCCCGGGUCACGCCCCUCUCGUCGACGACCGCUGUUUCCGGCAACAGCGCGCGGCCGACCCGUCCCGGAGCAGCUGGUGCUCCUCUACCCCAACAGUCCCGCCUACCGCUACCGCCCACUGCUGCCGACGUUCCCGUUCCCGUACCUCUGGGACCGCGCCGCAUCUCUGGAGCGCUUGCCGCAGACGACGAGGAGGCGGCGGCACGGGCGGCCGUGGCCGUCUUUCUGCGGGCCGCCCGAGGCGGGUCUCGAGUGCCGCGCGGAGGCCGGGCACUACAGCGACGACUGCAACUUCCUCCCGGGGCUGCCUCGCCGAGCGGACAUCAAAUUUCACGUCCCCGCAUCCGAAUUCCGCCCGCUGGGCUACUACCCCCACUUGUCACGCCCCACCAGGCCCACCUUCCUGCCGCUCAACGCUCCGCCUCAGCCCGAACGCCCCGCCGGAAGCCACAGCGACUCCGAGCCCGAAGUUUUCUACCCGUACUAUUGCCCGCCGCCGCGGCCCGUCCGACCGGCGCGGAUGAGGCUCUCCUCCGGGAGCUUCCAGCUGGAUGAGGAUGACGAGGAGGAGCUGAAGAAAGAGGAGACCAAAGGCGCUACAAAGGUCACACUGUAGAC